AUGGCGCCACAAUGUCCUGCCGAUCUGCGGGUUCUUUGCCGCAAACUCACCACCACGCCGCCUAAUCUGCUGUCUCCCCAGCUACCCGCUCUCACUCACAACGUUUUGCGCUGCAAGGAUGUUCUGUCUGCGCAGCAUGAUGUUAAAGCCAAAGAAGAUGCCUCCACAUCAGCUUUGGUGCAUAAACUGAAGAGAAGCAUCACGACACUGCUUGAAGGACGGAGCCGCGAAGGUCGCUUUGCGGCUACUGUUCUUAUCAAGGCCAUUGUCGAUGUCGGCGGUUGGGAAAUCCUCCGUACCGCCGGACCUUGGGUUAAUGGUCUGCUGUCUAUUGUUCAGAAAGGAGACCCAAUUGCCUCCAAAGAGCUUGCUGUCAUCGUCAUCACUCGCAUUUACAUCCUUGUCCAGCCUUACCAAACCCUCAUCCGAGAAAUCGCUACUCCUACCCUUUCAGCAUUUGGAUCUGCUUGUGUCCAGUUGCUCAAGGCACACAAUUCAACCCCCCCACACGUUUCCGAGACCAUUUGCGCGGCUCUGCUCACCUUGAUCCCACUCCAUCCCGCUACUCUCCGCCCGCUUAGCUCGCAAUUGCGCACCGCUGUCAGACCGUAUCUCGCGCCAACUUGUUCAGACGCCCUCUUCGUACCUGCUAGUCUGACCUGCGCCGCCAGAAGACUCGUCAUAUCCAUGCAUUUCGUUGCCGCCAAGUCUAGCGGCAGCGAUGAAUGGGGCAAGGUGGUCGAUACGAUUCUACGCGAUCUGCACCAGACGGCCGAUCAGGUUCUACGGGCCGUUGACGAGUCGUGGCAAGCUACUAGUGGCUACGACAGAACUCGAGUGUCAACUGACGGUGAGCCCCGAGGAGGGGACGAAUCUAGUCCCGAGCAGCUCCCCUCGUGGGUCGGGGUCACGGCUGGAGCCGAGCGAAUGGUUGGCCUGUUUUCGUACUUGGAAGAGACAUUACGUUGUUCCACGAAAUCCACCGUCAUUGUCCCUGUUGGUGCAUAUCUGGACGCUAUCUGCCGUGUAUGCGUUAUUGCUCGACUAUCACCAAAGACACAAACUUGGGACCAGGCACUGGACACGAAUGCUGGUGUUGGUCGAGAUGAGAAAGACGAGCUAUGGAGCACUAUCCCGAGUCUUCAUAUCGCUGCCAUGUCUCUGUUGCUCACCAUGAUCCAGCGACUCGAUCGCGACAUGAUCCCUCUUGUACCUGAAGCCGUCGACCACCUCGUCCGCGUGGUCAAAUCUGGCAUGAGCGUUGCACACAUUCGAACCAUUGGCUACCAGGUACUGGACCAACUUCUCCGCGUCGCGGGAUCUACGAUGCCCAAAACCACGGUUGACAUGAUUGACCCAAUUUUGGGAGCGUGCUGUCGCGAUCUCCAGCAGGACGCGGGUGUUCUGAAGCCUGCAGAGAAGCCCACACCAACAAGCAAAGAAACCAAGAAGAACGGCGGCAGCGUUGCCGUUUCCAACGUGGACCUCUUCCUGGGUAAGCCGGAGGCCAGUGCCCCUAAUACCAAUCUCAAGCUUGAGCCCGCCCACAAGGAUGCUGCCUCGAGGCUUCUGGCGUCUCUGCUAUCAUCCCUCACGCAAGCACAUCUCAAGCCGACCAUGCGUGGGCUCAUUGAUAAGACUGCCAUUGUCACAGCCAACCGUGAUGCCAUGCUUUCCAGUGUAUUGAACCCCUACAAGGAUCAGCGCGGUCGCCUGUAUCCCAGUAUCCUGCCCUAUCUCGUCCGACAAUACCCCGACGACCAGGGACUCGAGAUUCUGCGAAGCAACCUCCGCACAAGUAGCACCAACGGCUCGAGUGAUAUGUUUGCCAGUUUCCAAGAAGUUGCGGAGGAACAGGAGGAGGAGGAGGAAGAAGAAGAAGAAGAGGCAGAUGCAGACGAAGAAAUGGCAGAUGGUGACAUUGCUGGGGCUGAUGAAGCAUCCGCAGCGACCACCAACGGGGCGGAAUUGUCACAGCUGGGUUCGCUGGCGUCACUGCCGAAGAAGAGUGGCGCAGAUGCAUCCGUGGAAAAUCCCUUUGCCGCACGAAGCGGCGCAGCAGACAGUGGAUUCUCUGCCGUUGUUUCUUCUGAUUCCCCGGCGAAACGCAAGCACGAUGGCUCGGACGAGGCAGCGCCGCUGAAGCGCCUCGAAGUUGAAAAGCCUGCGGAGCUACCCAAGGCCAAGCGGGUAGCAGCCGUGGCUGCGAAGCCAGCAGAAGAUGUAGACGAUGACGAUGACGACAGCGAUGUUAGUGUGCAUCUAAACAUGGAGCUCGAGGACGACGACGAGGAUGAUGAAUAA
Molecule: messenger RNA, 2304 nt
Organism: Cordyceps militaris CM01
Lineage: Eukaryota; Fungi; Ascomycota; Sordariomycetes; Hypocreales; Cordycipitaceae
Product: Armadillo-type fold domain containing protein
Exons: 2
Coding region: 1-2304 (767 amino acids)
Biological process (GO): rRNA processing
Cellular component (GO): nucleus
Source: RefSeq, a predicted model, not a curated record